AUGGAUCAGCAAUUAUUGGUACGUGAGCUCCUGCGCUCCAGAGCCCACGAUCUUCAACAGCUUCAAGACAAGGUGCACACAAUCACGGAGGCGCUAAAUGACCUGAUGUUCGCUCGCGAGGAGCUCGAAGAGAUGCUUGUACGAGAAACAGAGGCAAUCAACGAGCUGACUGUAAGCGUCGGAGAGACCCCUGGGCGAAGUGAAUACACUCCAUCUUAUGGAGUUCUGCUGGGGCAAGUGGUCAGGCUACUACGGCGUGAUCCUUCAGCGCAGUGA
This is a messenger RNA of Phytophthora infestans T30-4, 276 nucleotides long. RefSeq lists its product as uncharacterized. Lineage: Eukaryota; Oomycota; Peronosporomycetes; Peronosporales; Peronosporaceae. The record is from RefSeq and is a predicted model, not a curated record. The coding region runs from base 1 to 276 and encodes 91 amino acids. The transcript has a single exon.